UUUCCUGCAGCAGCUCCAGAUCCAGAGAGUGACAUGGGGAGAACAGUAAGAAACAACGGCAAGGAAACUGAGUAAAUCUGGAUAAAUAAAAAAAUAAAAAAAAUGCGUGCGGAUAUUAACUGCAAAAACAUGGGAUAACAGUGCGCAAAUAGCGACAAGACAUCCGCGGUCACCCACAGGAACGGGAAAACACGGGUAUCCACUGGAAAAUUGGAUUGUUGAAUUUUUUCCAUUUAUGUUGCCUGGGAAUUGGGUACAAUAGAGGUUAGAACAACUGGAAGCUUGUUGUAUGGAUGACAUGGCUGUGGCUCAAACUGGAUGGAAAAAAUCUGUAAACCUUGCAAAAACCGUUUCUGACUAGAGAGCGUUUUCUAUCUUUACCUUAUUCUCUGUGGAAUGAUUGUGUAUAACACAUGACGGAAAGGAAAAUGCGCUGUGGAUUCGCAUACUGGAUGUUGAGAUGUACAAUCAAUAACUAGUGCGUGUUAGUCAAGCUACUAGCGAAAGAGAUGCUGUGUGUGGAAUUGGAGGCUAAAUCACACAACACGCACUGAAACAGCCAAGCGGACCAUCGUUGUAUAAAAAAUACCUUGCCAGGAGCGAGAGGAGUAAGUUACAUAAAAAAAACAAAAAACAAAAACCAGAUAUCUUUAUUGUUUAAUUUAUUCAUUGUGUUAAUUGAUCUAGCACAACAGAAUACACAAAUAAAUAAGAACUAGUUAUAAUAAUAAUAAUAAUAAUAAUAAUAAUCAUGGUGGAUCCAGUGGGUUUUGUUGAAGCUUGGAAGGCACAGUUUCCUGAAUCAGAACCUCACAAGAUGGAGUUCAGAUCUGUUGGGGAUAUUGAACAGGAGCUGGAACGCUGCAAAGCUUCAAUUAGGAGGCUGGAGAUGGAGGUGAACAAGGAGCGAUUCCGAAUGAUUUACCUGCAGACUCUGCUUGCCAAAGAGAAAAAGAGUUAUGACCGUCAGAGGUGGGGCUUCAGGAGAGUCUCUCAGCUGAAUGAAGCAGGGGGGCCUGAGCCGCCCAACAUCCUGGACACCCAGCAGGGACAGCAAGGGGAGCUGGACAGGAGUAAACACUACCGGGGUGUGGAGGAGAAGCUGAAACCCAGGCCGCCCCCUGUCAGGAAAUCUUCUUCCCAGAGUGAGGGGUCUGAGCCCUCCCCUGCUAUGGACCUACGCCAUCAAGGGGAGUUGGUGGAUAUGGACAGGUGUAAAUAUUACAGCGAGGACAGGUUUGAACUCGACGGCACGUCCCCUUCUAAACAGAGAGGGCCAGUGUCUGCCCGCAGGGUGCCGGGGGGCUCCGCCACCUCCGAAAAAGAACUGCCCUCAGAUUCCUCGCCCAAAGAGAAGGUGGGCAUGAGUGUGGCUGCCUUGAGGUCCAACUUCGAGAGGAUUAAAAGAGCCAACUCUCAUUCCUCCGGGGAAGGGAAAGGCGGAGGGGUGGGUGGGACGGAGAAACCCUUUUACGUCAACAUGGAGUACCACCAGGAGAAAGGACUGGUGAAAGUCAACGACAGGGACGUUUCAGACAAGAUCAGCACGCUGGGCAGCCAGGCCAUGCAGAUGGAACGGAAGAGGUCUUUGCACUCCCUGCCGGGUAACUUGGCAUCAGGGGUGGUGGAGUAUCGCAAGCCAGUCUACAGGGGGAGGUCCACAGAGAGCAGCUCGGGCUACGACGCGGAGUGUGAGGACGCUGAACUCAACCCGCGCUUCCUGAAGGAGAACCUGAUCCGCGCCAACGGGGGCAAGCAGGAUCGGCAGCAACACUGGCAGCCAUUGGACUGCCGGCCGUACACAAGCGUCUUCGUCGGGGGGGUAGUGGGGGACGGGGAAGGCAAAGGUGUCAACAUGAGGGACCACAGUGGAGACCAGGAUAAACACCUCACCUGGCCACGCAGGUCCUACUCUCCUCGCAGCUUCGAAGAUGCAGGUGGAGGGUACACGCCGGACUGCAGCUCCAAUGAGAACCUGACAUCCAGCGAGGAGGACUUCUCCUCUGGCCAGUCCAGCCACAUCUCCCCCAGCCCGACCACCUACCGCAUCUUCCGAGAAAAGAGCCGCUCUCCAUCCCAGAACUCCCAGCAGUCCUUUGACAGCAGCAGCCCUCCCACCCCCCAGUCCCAAAAGCACCACAAACAGCACGUGGUGGUCUCCGAGGCCACCAUAGUUGGGGUUCGGAAAACGGGGCAGAUCUGGCCUAACGAUGGCGACUCGACCACUUCCAGCAGGGCCUCUCAUGACAACAGUUUCCAUGGAGACCUAGAUGCCUCGUUCAGCGGGACUCCUCCCACCUACGGGUACGAUGCAGACCGCGCAGAGGAGCAGCGGCGGCUUCAUCAUGACAUGAUGCCCUACAUCGACGACUCGCCCUCUUCCUCCCCUCACCUCAGCUCCAAGAGCCGUGGCAGCAGGGACACGCUGUCUUCGGGCUCACUGGAGUCCUCCAAAUCAAGCGAGCCUGACCUGGAGAAAGGGCUGGAGAUGAGAAAGUGGGUCCUGUCAGGGAUCCUGGCCAGUGAAGAGACUUACCUCAGCCACCUGGAGGCACUGCUGCUGCCUAUGAAGCCCCUGAAAGCCGCUGCCACCACCUCCCAGCCGGUGCUGACUGUCCAGCAGGUCGAGACCAUCUUCUUCAAAGUGCCCGAGCUCUACGAGAUCCACAAGGAGUUUUACGACGGCCUUCUGCCCAGGGUGCAGCAGUGGAGCCACCACCAGGGGGUCGGCGACCUCUUCCAGAAACUGGCAAGCCAGCUCGGGGUGUACCGGGCCUUUGUGGAUAACUACGAGGUUGCCGUGGAAACCGCAGACAAGUGCUGCCAGGCCAACACACAAUUUUCUGAAAUCUCUGAGAAUCUGAAGGUCAGGACUACCAAGGACUCCAAAGACCAGACAACGAAGAAUUCACUGGAAACUCUCCUGUACAAACCUGUCGAUCGAGUCACUCGAAGCACUCUUGUAUUGCAUGAUCUGUUAAAGCACACUCCAGCCAGCCACCCGGAUUACCCCCUGCUGCAAGACGCCCUGCGCAUCUCCCAGAACUUCCUGUCCAGCAUCAAUGAGGAGAUCACACCACGCAGGCAGUCCAUGACCGUCAAGAAGGGGGAGAACCGGCAGCUUCUGAAGGAUCGUUUCAUGGUGGAGUUGGUGGAAGGCGCUCGUAAACUGCGGCAUGUCUUUCUCUUCACUGACCUGCUGCUCUGCACCAAGCUCAAGAAACAGGUUGGAGGGAAGAGUCAGCAGUAUGACUGUAAAUGGUACAUCCCGCUGUCAGACCUCACCUUCCAGAUGAUAGACGAGUCGGACUGCUCCCCCAGCAUCCCGCAGGUCCCCGAUGAGGAGAUCGACGCCAUGAAGAUCAAGAUCUCCCAGAUCAAGAAUGAGAUCCAGAGAGAGAAGCAGAGAGCUAACAAAGGCAGUAAGGUGAUCGAGAGGUUGAAAAAGAAGCUGUCCGAACAGGAGUCGCUGCUGCUGCUGAUGUCUCCCAACAUGGCUUUCAAAGUGCACAACAGGAACGGCAAGAGCUACAUGUUCCUGAUCUCUUCGGACUACGAGCGGGCAGAGUGGAGAGAGAUGAUUCGGGAGCAGCAGAAGAAAUGUUUCAAGAGCUUCUCCCUGACCUCGGUGGAGCUCCAGAUGCUGACUAACUCGUGUGUGAAGCUGCAGACGGUCCACAACAUUCCGCUGACGAUCAAUAAAGAAGAUGAUGAAUCCCCUGGACUGUAUGGGUUCCUGAAUGUAAUUGUCCACUCAGCCUCUGGACUUAAACAGAGCUUAAAUCUUUACUGCACAUUAGAAGUGGACUCCUUCGGUUAUUUUGUGAACAAGGCCAAGACGCGAGUGUACAGAGACACUACGGAACCUAACUGGAACGAGGAGUUUGAGAUUGAGUUGGAAGGCUCUCAGACCCUGCGGCUACUGUGCUAUGAGAAGUGCUACAACAAAACCAGACUCAACAAAGAGGACGGCGAGAGCACAGACAGAAUCAUGGGCAAGGGGCAGAUCCAGCUGGAUCAGCAGGCACUACAAGACAAGGACUGGCAGCGGACAGUGAUAUCGAUGAACGGGAUUGAGGUGAAGCUGUCCAUGAAGUUCACCAGUCGAGAGUUCAGUUUGAAGAGAAUGCCAUCUCGAAAACAGACCGGGGUCUUCGGGGUUAAAAUCGCCAUAGUAACCAAACGAGAGAGGUCCAAGGUGCCUUACAUUGUGCGUCAGUGCGUGGAGGAGAUCGAGCGGAGGGGCAUGGAGGAAGUGGGCAUCUACAGAGUGUCCGGAGUGGCCACCGACAUCCAGGCCUUGAAAGCUGCUUUCGACGCCAAUAACAAGGAUGUGUCCGUGAUGAUGAGCGAGAUGGAUGUCAACGCCAUCGCAGGGACCCUCAAGCUGUACUUCAGAGAGCUGCCGGAGCCCCUCUUCACUGACGACCUGUACCCCAACUUCGCCGGGGGGAUCGCUCUGUCUGACAGCGUUGCGAAGGAGAGCUGUAUGCUAAACCUGCUGCUGUCUCUACCGGAACCCAACCUUGUCACAUUCCUCUUUCUGCUGGACCAUUUGAAGAGAGUGGCUGAGAAUGAAAUCGUCAAUAAAAUGUCACUCCACAAUCUGGCCACAGUGUUCGGGCCCACGCUGCUCCGCCCCUCUGAGAAAGACAGCAAGAUUCCAGCCAAUCCCACGCAGCCAAUCACCAUGAGUGACAGCUGGUCCCUGGAGGUCAUGUCACAGGUCCAAGUCUUACUAUACUUCCUUCAGCUUGAGACCAUUCCCACUCCGGACAGCAAGCGGCAGAGCAUCCUCUUCUCCACCGAGGUCUAGCCCUGACUGAGAGCACACGGCACGCUUAAUCUGAGGAAGUGGAUCACAAUCAAGAGGCCGAAACAACUGAACUGUUGCGGAGCCUCACCAUAGCCACCACACUGCUUCAACCUGAAGAUGUUCUACAAGUGGAAAGAGACCUUGCUGUAUUUUUUGUAGAUGGAACUGGGGGACCCAAAGUUUUGUACAUUUUGUAGCCACUAGAGGGUGUUUAAUGAAACAUUCAUUAACAUGAAGGAAGAAAAGCUUAGAGAAAGCGGUGUUCAAUUCAGGUGUAUCAUAACUUGAUUCAUGUAUAGAUGGAAAUACAUUUAGAAAAUCCAAGCCUAGAAGAUAUUUUUGUUUUGUUAGAAUUUUUUUUUUAAAUCAUUAGGGUGUACGCUAGAAAAAAGAUAACAAACUUAGAAUAAACUAAACAAAUAUUCCCUGUUUAUGUUUUAGGUUUGUUUUGAGAGUCACCUAAAUGCAUAGGUGGUGGGCGGUUCCAAUACUGUAUAGUAGUCUUUUGUAGCGUGUUAGUACAAUUGCAAUGUCUUAAGUUACAAAAGUGCAUCGUACAUGGUAUAGUAUAUUUUAUACGGCCGAAGUCAUGGUCAAUCACAGUUGAUUUAAACAGAGACAUGUAUACUCUGAAGUAAUGGAGAUGCUAGUAGACUGUACUUGAAAUUCUUCAGUGAGCUGCCAAUGUCCACCUAAACAAUAAGUUGACUUAAGUAUCACAGGUAGAGUCCGGUAUUUAAGACAAACCCCCAGACCGAGCACUUUAAUUUGAAAUGGAUUUUUCUUUUAUUGCAUGCGCAGCAAUUGUCCAACAGAUGCAGCCAAUAUCUAAGUAGACUCAAAGGUAAACAAAAACACAGUAAAGGGGAAAAAGUGCCACAAUAUACUUUUUUUUUUUUUUUUUUACAGUUCUAG
Polyodon spathula (Mississippi paddlefish) is the source of this 5731-nucleotide messenger RNA. Its product is annotated as breakpoint cluster region protein. Gene Ontology annotation, cellular component: membrane. The coding region runs from base 752 to 4816 and encodes 1354 amino acids. NCBI's taxonomy places the organism in Eukaryota, Metazoa, Chordata, Actinopteri, Acipenseriformes, Polyodontidae. Gene Ontology annotation, biological process: protein phosphorylation; intracellular signal transduction; positive regulation of GTPase activity. The record is from RefSeq and is a predicted model, not a curated record. The transcript is spliced from 23 exons. Gene Ontology annotation, molecular function: GTPase activator activity; protein serine/threonine kinase activity; guanyl-nucleotide exchange factor activity.